Messenger RNA from Dryobates pubescens (Downy woodpecker), 6231 nucleotides. RefSeq names its product E3 ubiquitin-protein ligase rnf213-alpha-like. Gene Ontology annotation, molecular function: ubiquitin-protein transferase activity; ATP hydrolysis activity. The record is from RefSeq and is a predicted model, not a curated record. NCBI's taxonomy places the organism in Eukaryota, Metazoa, Chordata, Aves, Piciformes, Picidae. The transcript has 8 exons. Bases 88 to 6231 code for a protein of 2047 amino acids.
GUUUUCUUCCCAACAGACCCAAGAUUGACUUUUGUCUGUUUGGUUGUCCAGGAGGAGCAGGAAUUCCAGAGGAAGCAACUCGACUGCAUGACCGAAGACCUCAUGAGCGUUCAACAAAGCUUGAGUGGCAUCCCCCAGCCAGUCCUGGACUUCUUGGAGGAACUUCUGGAGUGCACGAGGAAAGAGUUUAUCUCCUGGAUUAAAACCAUCAUAAAAGACAAGUCGGAGAUCCCAGCCUUUGUGGAGCUGGCCUCCAUCUCAGCUGGGGAGAGCGACCUGGACAUCGACCGCGUGCAGAUCUUCCGUGAGGCCAUGGCUGCUGCCGCCCCCAUUGUCUACGACCUGAGUCCCACCGCUGGCUUCCAGCAGUUCAUGGCAGCUGUGGCCUUUGUCACAGAAGCUGUCACCAAAGACCCCAAGCUUACCAAGAAGCUGAAAGACUCCUGUGACAACCGGGAGUGGAUCCGGGCAGCCCACGAAGUCCAUGGCUCUGUGGAACAUUCCUCCAUCUCUCAAGCCAGAAGCAUCAAUGGAAAGGGAGUGUUCACCAUCUCAGCACCUCCAAAGUUCAAGGCUGCGCUUGAGGACUGUGUCUCCUUGCAGCUGCGGGGUGGCAGUGAGGACUGCAAGUCUCCAGCUGAGCACAGGCUCAGGAUGUACAAAUUGCCUCAGCUCACAGAGCUGCAGAACAAGCUCAUGUUGAUUGCCACCAAGGUCGAGGAGGGCAGAGCAGAGGCCAACCGGUUCCUGGAGAUACUGGAAAAAGUCAAAACGAUUGGGAAGUUGUACCUGGAGCUUCUCAGUGUUGGCAAUGUCCUCUUCAGUGGCUGGAAGGCUGAGAUCUACUGCAACCCUGAGCAGCAUGUGAAGGUCUACACUGAGUUUGGCAUUGCUGAGAUCCUUGUGCAGAGCACCAAACCCCUCCUGGAGGAGCUGGGCAGCCUCUCUAAAGCAAUGGAGCACUGCUUGAGAGAGUGGAAGAAGUACCUGGAGACUCAGAGGGACACCUACUAUCAUCUCAACCUCUUCACUGCUCAACAGCUCUUCUAUUUAUGCAGCCAACUGGCCAGGGUCCAGAAAGGCAUUGUGGAGCCUCAGGUCCUCAUCAUGCUCUCCUCCAUCAAGCACGACAUCAAGGCAGAAGAUGUCAGACAAGCCCUGGAGGAUGCCUUGAUGACCCCUCUGGAGUCUGUGGAGACGUUGGCAGGAGAGGAGGAGUUGGUCACCUGGCACGAUUACAUCAUCUGCUUCCCCCAGCUGAUCAAGAGCUUGGCCGAGUCAGGCUACGACGAGGUGGUGGCCAAGGCAGCCUUGCAGAGCUGCUUGGGCAACUCGCCCAUCACACAGCAGAUGCUGAUGGAGUUUGCCUUUGAGCACGGAGACAACCAGGAACUGGUGGAAGAGCUCAGCACCUCGUACGAGGAGGCCAGAGAAGCCUUCCUGCAGAAGAAGCGGAAGUUCAAGACAGAGCACAGAGAUGCUGGCCAGGUGUUCUUCAGCACCUUGGCCCAGGACGAGGUGGCUGCCUCCUUUGAGAGCUUGCCAUCCAUCUCUGACAAGGUCAUCCUGCUCUGGGAUGCCUACUGCAAAAAGUUCUCUGGCCUGGUGUCUGACAAAUACGUUGGGGUGGAUGUUUUGGGGGAGACCUUGAAGCGGCUGGUGGCUCUGGAGACCACCCAUGUGGAGAGGAGCUUGCCUGUUGGCUUGGAAGAGGGGAAGCCUCUUCUCAUCAUGUGUAAGGAGGAGGAGAUGUUACCCAGCAUGUUGUCGGUCUACAGGCACACGGAGGCGGCUCCUCUCCCAUCCUAUGAUGAGGUCCUGGUGUGCACUCCAGACACGGAGGAGGAGGAGGUGGAGCUGCUCGUCAGGAGAGCUCUUUCCCCAGGUUCUCAAGAGCAGAAGAUCUUCUGCUUGCUGGGGGCUGACAAGUUGGUCUACAAAGUCUCUGAACGACUCGAGUUCCACUUCUUCCGCCUGGUGCAAUCCUCCAGCAUCCCCAGCUACCGGUUCCUCAUCUUCUGCAACGCCAAAGCCCACAGCUCCUAUGUCACCACGGCCUUUGAUGCCUACAAGGUGACCUUCCCAUGCUACAACAAGCUGGAAAUCCAAAGCUACCUGAAGAUGCAUCUCAAAGUGCCAAGUGGGACAGCCCCUGUUGCCCAAGCCUUUGAGGAACCUCAUCAGCAGAACAUCAAGUUUGUCUUCUCAGAGCGAGCAGGGAUGGGGAAGUCUCUCUUUGUGGAGACCACCAUUAAGAAGGUCCAUGCCAAGUUGGGUGGCACGCUAUCACUUCACAAGACCAUUAGGCUGAUGGAGUCAGAGAUUGAUUUCCAGUUCCUGGUGGAGGAGCUCUUCUCCAUCAGGGAAUCCACCACUGAAUCUCAGCCCAGCAUCUUCCACAUUGACGUGUCUCCAGUGGUAUCAAAGGGUCUCUACCGGUUUCUGGUUGACCUCUGCAUCCUGCGGCACAUCCAGAGGCCUGAUGGCAUGGUCUGGAAGUGUCAACCUUCUCACCUCUACUUGAUUGAGUACCUGGCAAGAGGGAGCGGUGUCAGCAGCACGAAGAAGCAGGAGAUGUCCAUUGAAAUGGAAGAGAAAUUCCUGGAUCUUUUUCCCACUGUGGAAUGUGUGUCACCACUGCGGGUUCUCACCAUGCUGGGACGUCCCAGCUCUGUCCCUUCUGAGGAUCUGAGGGAGGAAUAUUUUGACUGCAAUAAGCUCAAGAGUGAAGCCUUCCAAAGGUCCUACCAAUACCUGAGAAGAUACAAAGAGAAGAGAGACCUUGACUACUUCUCUUUUGUCUCUGGAAGUGUCCAAGGGACAGACAAGGAAUGCCUGGGGUGCUUGAUGGAAUUCUGUGGGAGAAGUGACCCCUCCUGGACCGAGCUCAGCAACUUCAGCCACUUCUUGAACUUCCAGCUAAUGAAGUGUGAGGAAUCAGUCUUCUGCAGCGAGCUGGUCCUACAACAGCUGCGUGGCUUCAAAUCCUUCGUCGUCAAGUUCAUGGUCGCCAUGUCCAAGGACUUUGCCAUGCCUUCCCUCAACAUGUCUGAUGAGAGUGUGCCGAGGCAGCAGAGCAGGGUGGUGGACAAUGUCCUGAGCAGGUACCAGCUGAGACGCAGGUGGGAGCAGGAUUCUCAUCCUUACGUCGUCUUCCACGCUGGAGGUCAUUCCAUGGAGUUCUUGGGGUUCCACAUCAACCAGAACUUCGAUGCCAUUGAUGCUUACUCCCAGGCUGUUCUGGAGACCAACGUGUUGAGCCCAAGUUUGUACAGGAACUUGGUCCUCCAGAAGGUUCCUUUCAAUAGGAAAUUUGAGACCUUAUCUCGAAAGGAGCAGCUGGAGACCCUCUGCAGAGUCUUUGGCGUGGAAUGCCAGAAUGAUCCAGAUCCUUCCUACCAGCUGACCUUGGACAACACCAUGAAGAUGUUGGCCAUCUACCUCCGGUUCCAGUGUGGCAUCCCUGUCAUCAUCAUGGGUGAAACAGGAUGUGGCAAGACAAAGUUGGUGGAGUUCCUGUGCAACCUGCAAAAGGCAGGCAAGGAGGUUCAGAACAUGCUAGUGGUGCGUGUUCACGGUGGCACCACCUCCAAGACCGUCCAGGAGAAGGUCAGGCAGGCCAUGAAGCUGGCAUGUGACAACAGGACAAAGCACAACGUGGACACUGUGCUCUUCUUUGAUGAAGCCAACACCUCGGAAGCCAUCUUUGCCAUCAAGGAAGUCCUGUGUGACCGCAGCGUCAAUGGAGAGCAGAUCACCACCAGCUGCCUGAAAGUGGUGGCUGCUUGCAACCCCUACAAAAGACACAGCCAGGAGACCAUUGAGAAACUGGAGAAAGCUGGUUUGGGCUACAGAGUCCGGAGUGAAGACACCCCGGAGAAGCUGGGGUACAUCCCUCUGAGGCAGUUGGUCUAUCGGGUGCAGCCCCUCCCCCCCAGCUUGGUCCCCCUGGUCUGGGACUUCGGGGAACUGAACGUGAAGACUCAAAACCUGUACAUCAGGGAGAUCGUGAGGUCUGCCGUGGGGAAGGAGAUCCUGGCUGGAAACUUGGAGGUCUUCACCAGUGUCAUUUCAACCUCCCAGAAGUUCCUGAGAGAGAGGAAGGACGAGUGCAGGGUCGCCAGCCUUCGAGACAUCGACCGCUGCAUGAAGAUCAUGCUCUGGUUCUAUGGCUUGCGGGACCUGCUCUUCCAGCAGAUGGAUCAGAAGAGGCACGGCGAGAGGGGAAAGCAACCAACCUUAGACCCUGCACAAAGGGCUUUGGUCCUCUCUGUGGGGACCUGCUAUUACUUGUCUCUGGAGAGCCGGCAGCAGUACCUGGAGGAGGUGGCCAAAUGCUUCCCGGUCCCCGCGGCAUGGCUACAGCAAGAGAUUGAGUUGUGCCAAGAGGUCUUCCUUGAUAACUUGUCCAUCCCAAAGGCCACCGCCUGCAACAGCGCUCUGCGGGAGAACGUCUUCAUGAUGGUUGUCUGCAUGGACCUCCGGGUUCCACUCUUCCUGGUUGGGAAGCCAGGCAGCUCCAAGUCUCUCUCCAAGACCAUCGCCGUUGACGCCAUGGGAGGGAUGUCAUCAGCCAGAAGCCCCUUGUUUAAAAGAUGCAAAGUGGUCCAGCUGGUGUCCUUCCAGUGCAGCCCCUAUUCCAAACCUGAAGGCAUCAUCUCCACCUUCCGGCAAUGUGCUCAGUUCCAGAAGGGCAGGAACCUGGAUGAGUUUGUGUCCGUGGUCCUGCUGGAUGAGAUUGGUCUGGCUGAAGACUCGCCUGACAUGCCCUUGAAGACUCUCCACCCUCUUCUGGAGGACGGGUGUGUUGACGAUGAGAAACCAGAGGCUUACAAGAAAGUUGGCUUUGUGGGCAUCUCCAACUGGGCCUUGGACCCUGCCAAAAUGAACCGGGGUCUCCUGGUCUUCAGGAAUGAACCCAGCAGAGAAGAGCUGGUGAAGACAGCCAAGGGCAUCUGUGCUGACCAACCUCACUUGCACAGAAUAGAGUAUUUGUUCCCCAUCCUGGCCAGCUUCUACUGCAAUGUCCUGGCCAGGCAGAAGAUGGAGUUCUUUGGGCUUCGGGACUUCUACAGCUUGAUCAAAAUGGUUGUGUCCUACAUGCGGGACAUGAAAUGCAGCACCCAAGAGGAGCUUCUGGUCAAGGCCAUCCAGAGAAACUUUGGAGGUUCAGGAGACAUCGACCCUCUGGAGAUCUUCCAGGGCUGCAUCAGUGACGUUCGCCUCACCAACGUGGCAAGAACCAGCUGCAUCCGUCUGCUGCAGGAGAACCUGGGGACACAGCAGCCAGGCUUCAUGUCCAGGUACCUGCUGCUGCUGACCACCAACAAUGCUGCCUUCCAGAUCAUCCAGAUGAUGAGGCUCAUCGACCCUGGCAACUGUGACAUCAUCUUUGGCUCCGGCUUCCCACGGGAUCAGGAUUAUUCCCAGGUGUGCCGCUCUGUCAACCGGGUGAAGAUCUGCAUGGAGAUCGGCCGACCUGUUGUCCUCCUCAACAUCCAGAACCUGUAUGAGAGCCUCUAUGACGCCCUCAACCAAUGCUUUGUCAGCCUGGGGGGCAAUUACUAUGUUGACCUUGGCCUAGGAACCCAUCGGGUCAAGAGUCGUGUGAAGGAGGAGUUCCGGUUGAUAGUCAUCGAGGAGAAGAAAGUGGUCUACAGCCAGUUCCCCACCCCACUGCUGAGCAGGCUGGAGAAGCAUUGCUUGGACAUGAAUACCAUCCUCAGCUGGCAGCAGCAAGACCUGAAGAGGGACCUGGAGAGAUGGGCUGGGUCGUUUGUCCGUAUGGAGAGGCCUGAUGUGUUGGUGGCCCAGUCCCGUGCUCCGGUCCCCAAGGAACACGACGUCUUCAUUGGCUUCAGCGAUGACACCUCGGCCGCCGUUGUGCUGGAGUGCUCCCAGAACACCUGCUCUGUGGUCUACGAGUGCUGUGGAGACAUGGUCCUGUCCACUGCCACCAGCAAACUGGUGGCCUGUGCCACUCCUGACUCCAUCCUGCGCCUGAGGUACUCUGCGCUGGAGAACACUGAGGAGAUCCAGGACCUCUACUUCUUCAAGCAGAAGCACAACAGCCUGGCCAACCUCCUACGGGAGGCGAUGAACCAGCAGCACAACAAGGAGACUGCCACCACUGGGACAUGCCUGCAGGUACUGGGGCUUGGCUAUGGAGCACCCAGGGGUGCUGUUUGCAAGCGUGGUGGCCCCAUGGUCUUGGUUAAGGCAGGACAAUGA